Molecule: messenger RNA, 975 nt
Organism: Phytophthora infestans T30-4
Lineage: Eukaryota; Oomycota; Peronosporomycetes; Peronosporales; Peronosporaceae
Product: arabinogalactan endo-1,4-beta-galactosidase, putative
Exons: 2
Coding region: 1-975 (324 amino acids)
Biological process (GO): pectin catabolic process
Molecular function (GO): glucosidase activity
Source: RefSeq, a predicted model, not a curated record
AUGGAAGCUUCAGAAGGAGCCAAGUGGAUCUCCACAGCCGGCAAGACGACGACGAUCGAGUCCAUUCUCGGCAGUGGCGGUAUGGAUUCCGUUCGACUUCGUCUAUGGACGUCAGGCGACUACAACUUGACGUACACUCUGUCGAUGGCCAAGCGCUUCUCCAAAGCCGGAUACAAGAUCUACCUGGACAUGCACUUCUCCGACACUUGGGCCGACCCUACCAAGCAAGGCACUCCCAAAGGGUGGGACAGCACGUCGAUCACCACACUGUCGACUGCCGUCAAGGCUUACGUGACCUCAACGUUGAGGACCUUCACAAGUGCUGGUGUCAAUAUCGACAUCUUGUCCCUGGGCAACGAAGUCACGUACGGGAUGCUCUGGCCAUCGGGUAGGGUCUCCAAUGGUGACUACAGCGAGUUUGCUACGCUAUGGAAAGCUGCGCGUCAGGGCGUGACGGCUGCUGCUGCGGCCGGUACAAAGAAGCCCAAGGUUAUGAUUCACAUCGACAAUGGCUGGAGGUACAGCUCCGUCUCGGCCUUCUUCAAGGGCCUUUUCGCGACGGGCAUCGUGACUACUAGCGACGUUGACGUCUUUGGCUUCUCGUACUACCCGUUCUACGGCACGGGGGCUACGAUUUCGGCGCUCACGUCGUCUCUGACGCAGAUCGCGAACACGUAUAAGAAGCCUAUCUACAUCGCGGAGACCGACUGGCCGACGCAAUGCACGAAGGUCACGCUGAGCGCUUCCUACCCGGCGAAUGCCUCGGGUCAACGCCAGUGGGUUGCUGCUAUUAUGAGUGUACUGAAUGGCCUACCGAACGGUUUGGGGGCUGGUAUUUUCUACUGGGAACCAGCGUACUUGAAGGUUGCUGGGCUUGGCAGCUCGUGUGAAUCAGCUCUGCUUUUCAGCGUCAAUUGGGCCAAUUGGCCGACGACGUACGCCACGGCGCUCUCGUCCGUCUACAUGUACGCGUAA